Seminavis robusta is the source of this 1092-nucleotide messenger RNA. The record is from the annotation of a GenBank genome assembly. NCBI's taxonomy places the organism in Eukaryota, Bacillariophyta, Bacillariophyceae, Naviculales, Naviculaceae.
AUGGUGGAGAAGAAUAAUCAUGCGUUGACACGAGACAAUAUUUGUGACAUCGUUUGGUGUUUUCCUCUUCUCGCGAAUUUCUUUCGCAGUCCCGUAGAAGACAGGACUGCAUAUUUUGGUCAGAGAGUCCAAGGCACUCUUAGGAGAAGGCUUUCAGUUGUCAGCAGCUCUGCUGUCUCGCAAUGGAUGAUUGUUCCAUCCUCUCUUCGGAAACCUCGAAACCUUGUCUCCCCAACGCGUCCUCGCACAAAACAAAGGGCAUUCAAGAUGACGGUGUCUCUCACUCUGCCUCGUGCUGCGAUCUUGCUGUUUGCUGCUUGCGCUGUUGCUCAAGCGGUUGAUGACGAGAGCAGCGAGACAUGUUUUGGUGAUACGUCCUCCUCCAACGCAAGCUCUUCGGUCGUGAUGGAGCGUUUGCAGGAGCUUGCGCCAGUCUGCAAACUUGUUACGACAUCUGUCGUUAGCUUUUUGAGCACCUUCCUGGUGCUUCGAACGCUCACGACGGCAGCCAAGCUGGCCAUCGUCGUCUUCUUGUUGUACGUGCAAGAGUCGAGUCGAUGGAGCGGCCGAUCGAUCGAUCGAUCGCGAAUGGUUUUCUGGUUGUCGUCGACCAACUCACGACUCGAUGCGUCUCUCUUUUCGUUCCUUCUCCACAGUACCCUGCUGAUGGAUGAGCUUCCCAAUGUGCUAGGUGAUACGCUGAAAGGCUUCUUCGGUGAACACUCUGCUGCACUCCAGCAGUACCUCUUGUCCAAAGUCGGCAGCAUGGCAAACGAUGGAUGGGAAUCGUUCAACAUUACGAUUCGAGGACUGGUGACAGCCGGAGACAAGUACACGAUUGUGGGAGUGGUGGUUGGGACGCUACUAGCCAUGUACAGGGCUUGAGCGCUGGAUCAUCCUGUCCUGUCCACAAAGCCGCCCGACAGAAACAAAUCCUGUGCACUCAAAUGUAAGUGCGAUACCGGUACGAUGCCGGCAUGUGAUGAUCGUGUCAGUUACAGAGACCCAGAGCACCAGACAACUACCGGUACACCGAUAGACCACUUGAUAAAAAGCAGACUACGUAACAACGAUAGCUUCACAGUAAACUUG